AGGCGGCGAGCGCGGUGCCCGGAUGUGAGGGGGUGGCGGGGCGCCGUGCGGCCAGGAGGUGCCAUGGGCGGCCGCAACAAGAAGCACCGGGGCGGCGGCGGCGCGGCUCAUGCCGCCUCUGUCGCCGCUACCGCCACCGCCGCCGCCCGGGCUCGGGCCGCCGCCGCCGAGGCCGGCGCUGCUGCCGCUGCGGAGGCGGCGGGCAGCCGAGCGGCGCCGCGGCCGCCGCCGGCCUCCAAGGAGCCUCGCGUCAAGCAAGGUCCAAAAACUUACAGUUUUAGUUCAACAACGGAUUCCAGUGCUGCUGCUGCAAAUCUAGAUAAAUCUGUUCUUAAGGUAAUGAUUAACAAUAAUUUGGAGAAAAGGAUUAUUGGUGUAAUCAAUGAGCAUAAAAAACAAAAUGAUGACAAAGGAAUGAUUUCCAAAAGACUUACUGCUAAGAAACUACAGGAUGUAUAUAUGGCUUUACAAAGAUUCUCUUUUAAGACUGAGCACAUUGAGGAAGCAAUGAAAAAUACAAUUUUAUAUGGUGGUGAUCUUCACUCUGCCCUUGACUGGCUUUGUUUAAACCUUCCAGAUGAUGCACUGCCUGAAGGUUUUAGCCAGCAGUUUGAGGAACAACAACAGAAACCUAGAGCAAAAUUUUCUUCUCCUGUGCCACAACACCAACCUCCACCUUGCUUAGUAGAUAACAAAAAGAAAGAAAACAACCCUGAAACUAAGGAAAAAAAUGUGGGCAAAGAGAAAGAAGUGACUAUGAAGGAAUGGAUUUUGCGAUAUGCUGAGCAACAGAGUGAUGAAGAGAAAAACGAGUCUACGAAAGAGACAGAUGAAGAAAAGUUUGACCCAAAUGAAAGGUAUUUACAUCUGGCUGCAAAGCUUUCAGAAGCAAAAGAACAAGCAAGCCUCUCCAAGCAAGACAAAGAUAAGCAAGGCCAGAAGGUAGCACAAGAGAAAAUAAGAAGAAUUCAGCAAGAAAUGGCAACACUUGAAGAACAUCCUGUAUUUAAUCCAGCUAUAAAGAUUUCAAACCAACAACAAAAUGAAAAGAGAAAAACUCCCUUACCUCAGGAAACCACUUUGAAUCUGAGCUUGCUUGAAAAACCUGAGGGUGCUGCAAAAGAAGAGAAAGUGAAAAAGAAAGAACCACUAGAUAUAAGAAAUUUUGAUUAUAGUGCUCGAAGCUGGACUGGUAAAUCGCCCAAACAAUUCUUGAUUGACUGGUGCAGAAAAAAUUUUCCCAAGAGUCCAAAUCCUGCUUUUGAAAAACUUCCAGUUGGAAGAUAUUGGAAAUGUAGGGUCAGGAUUACCAAAUCAUCUGAUGAUAUAAUGGCAGUGUGUCCUACAAUUGUAACGGAAGAUAGUAUGCAAGCACAGCAUCUGGCUGCUACUUUGGCGCUCUAUCGCUUAGCCAAGGGACAGUCAGUCCAUCAGUUGCUGCCUCCUACCUAUCGAGAUGUCUGGCUAGAAUGGAGUGACAUUGAAAAGAAAAAGGAAGAAGAAAACAAGAUAGAAACCAACAAACCUCGUGAUAACUUUAUUGCUAAAUUAUUAAAUAAACUCAAACAACAGCAGCAGCUGCAGUCUGAAAACCAACCCAAAGUAUCUGAGGAUCCUGAAGAUUCUUGGGAAAACUUAGUUUCUGAUGAGGACUUCAGCAAUCUCUCCCUUGAGACCCCCGGCACAGAUGAUCUGGAACCUUCAAGGAUUUUGUUCAGAAAGUUGCAAAGUUCCUCCAGAUACCAGAGGCUUCUGAAAGAGAGACAGGAGUUACCUGUGUUUAAGCAUAGACAUUUGAUAGUAGAAACUCUUAAAAAACAUCGAGUAGUUGUUGUGGCUGGUGAAACAGGCAGUGGGAAAAGUACCCAGGUGCCCCACUUCUUGUUAGAAGACUUGUUACUAGACGAGGGAUCAAGUAAAUGUAAUAUUGUUUGUACACAACCCCGAAGAAUCUCAGCUGUGAGUCUGGCAACCCGGGUUUGUGAAGAGCUAGGCUGUGAAUCUGGACCUGGAGGAAAAAAUUCCUUGUGCGGUUAUCAAAUCCGUAUGGAAUCGAGAACAGGAGAAGCCACUAGACUACUAUACUGUACAACAGGUGUUCUGCUUCGGAAACUUCAAGAAGAUGGUCUUCUUUCAACUAUAUCUCACGUUAUUGUAGAUGAGGUACAUGAAAGAAGCGUCCAGUCUGAUUUCUUGCUAAUUAUUCUGAGGGAGAUCUUGCAUAAACGUUCAGACCUGCAUCUGAUUUUAAUGAGCGCUACUGUAGACAGUGAGAAGUUUUCCAGCUAUUUCUCUCACUGUCCCAUUUUAAGGAUCUCAGGGAGGAGUUACCCUGUUGAGAUUUUCCAUGUUGAAGAUGUAAUUGAAGCAACUGGAUAUGUUCUGGAGAGAGACUCGGAAUAUUGUCAGAAGUUCUUGGAGGAGGAGGAAGAAAUAACAAUAAAUGUUACUAGCAAAGGAGGAAGCACUACAAAGUAUCAGGAAUAUGUCCCAAUCCAGUCUGGAUCUGGUAUUGAUUUGGCUCCUUACUAUGAGAAGUAUAGCAGUCGAACACAGCAAGCAAUCUGCUAUAUGAACCCUUACAAGAUCAACCUUGAACUUAUUUUGGAGUUGCUUGCAUACUUAGAUAGAAGUCCCCAGUUCAAAAAUGUUGAAGGUGCUGUGCUGAUAUUUUUACCAGGCCUUGCUCAUAUCCAACAGCUGUAUGACCUCAUUUCAACUGACCGAAGAUUUAACUUGCGUGACAGGCACCGGCUGAUAGCUUUGCAUUCUGUUCUCUCAACUCAAGAUCAAGCAGCUGCAUUUACAAUACCUCCUCUUGGCAUUAGAAAGAUUGUUUUGGCAACGAAUAUAGCAGAGACAGGCAUUACAAUACCAGAUGUUGUCUUUGUAAUUGAUACUGGGAGAACGAAAGAAAACAGGUAUCAUGAAAGCAGUCAAAUGAGUUCCCUGGAGGAGACCUUUGUUAGUAAAGCUAGUGCUCUGCAGCGGCAAGGAAGAGCUGGACGUGUUAGGGAUGGCUUCUGCUUCCGAAUGUACACAAGAGACAGGUUUGAAAGCUUCAUGGAAUAUUCUGUUCCAGAAAUACUACGUGUGCCUUUGGAAGAAUUAUGCCUUCAUAUUAUGAAAUGCAGUCUUGGUUCUCCUGAAGAUUUCCUUUCCAAAGCAUUAGACCCACCACAGCUACAAGUAAUCAGUAAUGCAAUGAACUUGUUAAGGAAGAUUGGGGCUUGUCAAUUAAGUGAGCCCAAACUGACUCCACUGGGCCAGCACCUUGCAGCCCUUCCUGUCAAUGUUAAAAUUGGCAAAAUGCUUAUAUUUGGUGCUAUAUUUGGCUGUUUGGAUCCUGUGGCAACUUUGGCUGCUGUUAUGACAGAAAAAUCCCCAUUUACUACACCAAUUGGUCGAAAAGAUGAAGCAGAUCUUGCAAAAUCAUCUCUAGCAGUGGCAAUUUCAGACCAUAUAACAAUCUACAAUGCCUAUCUUGGGUGGAAAAAGGCUCGACAAGAAGGAGGAUAUCGUGCUGAAAUGACUUAUUGCAGAAGAAAUUUCCUUAACAGGACUUCGCUAUUAACUCUGGAGGAUGUGAAGCAAGAACUCAUAAGGGUGGUCAGAGCAGCAGGCUUCACAGCACCAACAGCUCAACGUGGAUGGGAUGGAAAUGGAGCUACGCAAUCCCCUUCUCUUGAGGAAAUAGCUCUUCUUAAAUCUGUGUUGACUGCGGGGCUGUAUGACAACGUAGGAAAAAUCAUAUACACGAAGUCUGUGGAUAUCACAGAGAAGCUGGCAUGCAUGGUAGAAACUGCUCAGGGUAAAGCACAAGUGCAUCCCUCCUCUGUAAAUCGAGACUUACAGGUAUAUGGAUGGCUUCUUUACCAGGAGAAGGUGAGGUAUGCUAAGGUGUACCUGAGAGAGACUACUUUAAUUUCCCCCUUUCCCAUUUUGCUUUUUGGUGGGGAUAUAGAAGUCCAGCAUCGAGAGCGUCUCCUGUCUGUGGAUGGUUGGAUCCAUUUUCAGGCUCCUGUGAAGAUUGCAGUAAUCUUCAAACAACUGAGAGUUCUCAUUGAAUCUGUACUAAAGAAGAAGCUUGAAAAUCCUAAAAUGUCUCUUGAAGAUGACAAGGUUUUACACAUCAUCAAAGAACUGAUAAAAACAGAGAAUGGUAAUUGAAACUGAAAAUCAGUAACAAAACAGAGCUUCAGUAAUAGCAGGGGAAAUGUGCACUCCAACUUUAACUGAAAAUAUUUAAACACUUAAUGUUCUUGAUACCAGCCAUGACUUGGGAAGACUGCAUGGUUUUGCGUAAAACUUACCUUUCUGGGUAACUUUUAAAGGUGAACAUUGAAUAAGUUUAGCCAUUGCAAUACACUUGGUGCCAUUUGUUUGAGCAUACUAAUGAUGCAGACAGAACAGUUUCUUUUCGAUAUAAAAAUGACUGUGUCCCAUUCUAGUUGUCUUUGUUUCCAUUUAAUGUGGUAAUUAUGCCAUUGCUGGUGAUGCAGACACUACUAAUAAUUCAAGAUUGGGUCUCAAAUCUCUGUGGGGUAGUACUUCAUUGGAUGUUUGCAAACAGAAGACAAACUUUUUUUUUUACUUGGAUUUCCUAAGUGCUAAUUCUUUUGAGCUAUGAAUUUGCAUUAUUAAAGCAAUACAUCUUA
Molecule: messenger RNA, 4658 nt
Organism: Dromaius novaehollandiae (emu)
Lineage: Eukaryota; Metazoa; Chordata; Aves; Casuariiformes; Dromaiidae
Product: ATP-dependent RNA helicase DHX29-like
Exons: 27
Coding region: 64-4170 (1368 amino acids)
Biological process (GO): translational initiation
Cellular component (GO): intracellular anatomical structure
Molecular function (GO): ATP binding; RNA binding; RNA helicase activity
Source: RefSeq, a predicted model, not a curated record